AUGCUUACAAUUACAGAACUCACGAGCAAUCCUGUGCCUGGAUUCACGGUCGCUUUGCAAGAUGACAGUAACGUAUUCGAGUGGGAUGUUGGUAUUAUCGGUGCUCCAAAUACGAUUUACGAAGGUGGCUAUUUCAAGGCUACACUCAAGUUUCCAAAUGAUUAUCCCUUCAAUCCGCCGACCUUCAAGUUCAACAAUGAAUUCUUUCAUCCCAAUGUCUACAUGGAUGGGCGACUCUGUAUAUCCAUUCUUCAUCCCCCCGGUGACGAUCCCACUAGUGGUGAAACAGCGGAGGUUAUGUAUCGCAAGGACCGAGACUCUUACAAUAAGAUUGUUCGAUCUCAAGUCGAAGCGUCCAAGAAAGACAUUCCCGAAGGGUUGAAGAUACCUACUAGCACUGAUGAUUUCGUCGUUCAGAAACGUCCGAGCGACGACGAGCAAGACGAAAAUUUCUGUAAUUCUGUGAAUUGUGAACCGACCCUUAGUAUCGUAGAUAAGUCGAUAGUUCUCCCCGAUGCUCUCGAUGGUGAUGACAUCUUUGAUGCAACAGUUGCGAAAGAAAGUUCAGUGACGGAAAAUCGUAAAAAAUUUAAAGGAGACAAAUCUCAUACCCAUGAAUCCAGCGGGGCGUUGCAUCAAAAUGUUUGUGACUUCCUUUCCGGUGAGGGCAUAUUUGAGACGAUUUCUCAAGAAGAUAACGAGAGGAAGACACUCGCCGAUUCAUUGAUCAAACUUGGAAUUGUCCAAGUGAUGGGGAAAAAGUUUUUAGGCAUCAAUCGGUUGCUUACUACUUUCAAAAGAUAUAUGGACAGAUGGCAGCGCAAAAGUGACGAGACUUAA
Messenger RNA from Acaulospora colombiana, 840 nucleotides. Lineage: Eukaryota; Fungi; Glomeromycota; Glomeromycetes; Diversisporales; Acaulosporaceae. The record is from the annotation of a GenBank genome assembly.